CUCCACAAUCAUUUCACAGCGAGAGAGGAGCGCGGCAGCCCGUCCGGGAGGAGGACCAUGAGACACGUUUUGACGCGAGAAUAAAAUAACUCAUGGAAAUAGAGGAAUUACUCUGACUUUUUUUUUUUUUUUUUUUUUUUUUUAAACGUCCAGAUCGAGAAACAACGUUUCGUUACGAUGAGCGCGUGAGCUGGUUCGCAUUCGUAUUUAAAUAUUUUCAAAAUAAGGAAGAGUUUGACUGGUCUGAAGAGAAGAUAACAACGUACACAAAAGCAUUAUGUCGUCCACUGAAGAGCCGUCUGGAACGGUCCUGCACCGGCUCAUCCAGGAGCAGCUGCGCUAUGGAAACCCCACGGACACACGCACCUUAUUAGCCAUCCAGCAGCAGGCCCUGCGUGGAGGCAGUGGAAGUGGACCCAGCAGUGGAGGGGACAUGGGCAGGAGCCCGCGGUCCUCUCUUGAGAGUCUCACCCAGGAGGACCCUCCGUUCCCUCAGCUCUCUGCGAGGCAGGAGCCCCAGGGCCAGGAGCACCAGGGCGACUACCACCACUCAGAGAGUGGCUACCAGCUCUACCAGCUGCACGGGGAGGAGCUGCCAACUUAUGAACAGGCCAAGGUGCACUCUCAGUAUCUGGCCUCUCACUGGGCCCCCACAGGCUCCACUGGGCAGCUCCAUGGAGGGCUCCUGCAUGAGGGGGCCUUCCACGAAGAGGCUGAUCUGAUGGAGCUGAAGUGCAGCCACGUGCGGUCACUCAGUGAGCAUCGCAUGCAGAUCUCUCUGGAGAGGAGUGAUGCAGCUGCUAAAGCGGAGGCCAUCAAGAGCACCUCUCACAGCUACCCAGAGCUUUCUUACUACGCACCACAAGGCCUCCAGAGCACGAGGCAGAGCAUGGACAAGCGCACCCCGCCUCCAGAGUACUCGGCCCCCAUCCAGGGCCAAGGAUUUAUCCCUCACCAGGUCCAGGAGCCGGUGCAGGCACAACAGCACAGGUAUGUCCAGUCGGGUCAGCCAGCUGAAGUCCCUUGCUACGGCUCAUUCACCAGCCUGCCACCUGCUGGCUUGGAGGAACCCAACCAGGUGGAGCUGCUGCUGAUGGAGAAUGAGAGGCUGAGGCAAGAGCUGGAGGCACACAGGGAAAAGACUGGCCGUAUUCAGAAGUUGGAGCAGGAGAUCCAGCGUAUUUCGGAGGCUUAUGAGACACUGAUGCAGGGCAGCUGUAAGAGGGAAAACCUGGAGCAGACACUGAGGAGGAGACUAGUGGCUGAGAUCAGGAGGCUGCAGGACUUCAACAGAGACCUUAGAGAAAACUUGGAAAAUGCCAGAACGCAUGUCGCAAAAGAAGUAGAAGUAGCCGACCAUAACCAGCACAUCAUGGCGAAACUCCUUGAACAAAACGAGGAGCAGAACUCUGAGCGGGAGCGCGUAGAGCGGGAGCUGGAGCGAUUUCGAUCCACGGCGGAGGAGCAGAGUCUGAGGUCGAAGAGACUCGAGGAGGCCCUGGACGCAGCUCGCGGACGAGGCCGCCAGCUCGAGGAGGAGUUGAGGAGGAAAAGGGCUUAUGUGGAGAAGGUGGAGAGACUUCAGAGUGCGCUCGCCCAGCUACAGUCCACCUGUGAGAAGAGGGAGACCCUGGAGAUGAAGCUGAGGACACGACUAGAGCAGGAGCUCCGGAGUCUGAGAGCACAACAGAGGCAGUCCCAGCCCCCAGGAGUGACCAUGGGCUCCCUCCAAGAGCGUCUGCAUGAGCGCGAGGAGCGAAUCCUGGCCCUCGAGGCCGACAUGGUUCGCUGGGAGCAGAAGUACUUGGAAGAGAGCACCAUGAGGCAGUUUGCAAUGGAGGUGGCCGCCACGGCCGCGGCUCAGAGAGACACCACCAUCAUUAACCACUCGCCUUGCCACUCCUCUAACAACAGUUUCAACGAGGACCUGCCGGUAGCUGACUACAGGAAUCAGGAGAUGGAGAACAGGAUCCGCGCUCUUUACGCUCAGAUCUUGGAAAAGGACGCUGUGAUCAAGAUCCUCAACCAGCGGCUGCAUCAGGACCAAGGGCGGAAGGACGAGCAAAGUCCCCGCACAAACCUCCUGAAUAUUGCGGAGGCCCCUCUCCGACCGGCCUCCUCCAACCCCUCCAUCAACACCGCCAAAAGCAACACAAGGAGUAGUGGUAAGAGUCUUUCAGAUGAUCAGACUUCGCCACCUCGGUUCUCCUCUCAGUCUGAACCUGGAACGCUAGAACGGCAGGUGGAAGCAACCAAAGCCAAGGAGGCUGCCAGCACAACUCGGCUCAACAGCGUAGACAAAGCAGCGCCCAAGAAGUUGCUCUUAAACCCCUUCAGAGGAGUGGAUGAGCUGGAGUCAGAGGCGGUGGAAAUCUUCAUUUAAAAAGAACCGAGAGGUGGACUUUGAAUGAGGGGAAAAACUAAACAAUUCUGAGAAUCUGUGAAGAGUGCAAGUUUUUGAAUAGUGAGUGGAUUAAAUAUUGGAUGCAAGAAUGUCGUGGAAAGUGGCCAACGCACGAAGAGAAGAAAAAAAAAAAAAAGGACUGUUUUCACAUUUUUUGAGAAAGAGCUGUGCUCCGACUCACUCCCUCUCAAUAAGCUGAACAGCUGCAGGCAGUCUGCCCAACUGGGAGAGAAAAAGAUGAAUCUUCUGAGGUACUUGGACAGUAUUGUGGAUUGUAAUACGACAACAGAGAGUGUAUGCCAAAAUAUUUAUAUAUAUAUAUAUAUAUAUAUAUAUAUAUAUAUAUGUAUAUAUUAUUGCUGCUCCCCCCCUUUAUUUCCCCCUUUACCUUCCCUCCCAACCCAGUGAAUUAAGAAGCUACAUAUUUAUCUUACCUGGUUUCCACAUUCCCCAAAUAUUAACUUAAGCCUCAUGCUCUUCUAGACAAAUAUUCAAUAAAAGGUUAUCUGUGUGACCUCCGUGCACCUCCUCUCCCAAAAAACAAGUCAAUCUGAGUAACCUCAUUCCCAUCACGUGGAUCUUAUCUGUUUGGAACACUUCCCUUUGUUCAAUAAUUUAAGCUUAAAACACAUGAAACACUGCUGAUUUGAAUGCUCUCACUGUCCACUUCUCCUGAGCUCGAGUAGCUGGCUCUGCAAAGGCUCAGAGGUGUGUGAACGGUGGGUUGCGUAAUAUAUAAAAAGACAAAUCGAUACAGACACAGUGUCGUUUGUCCUUUUUGGAAGGGUGUUGCAUCAUGGUGUUGAUUUCAUCAUUUGUUUUUCUGAUGACUUUUUCCUUCUCAAAGUAUGUUUGCAUGUGUGAUUACGGUAUGUGAGUGUGUUUCCUGAUGUGGUGAUUCUGCUGGUCCGGUUCACCAUUGUGGGAUAAAAGUUGAAAACUACACCGUGUUGUUGUUUUAUUGUGUACUGUGAGCUUUGAACUAACAAACAGGUUAAUUAUUAUUAUUAUUAUUAUUAUUAUUAUUAUUAUUAUUAUAUAUUUUAUACAGAUGUUUGUAUUGUUUUAGAUAUGAUAGUGCUUUGAGCAGGCUGCCAAAGAGUUUUAUGUAUGUUUGUUGUAAGUUAUGUGCCGACAAUCACGGUCAUGUCAAGCUGUACACAACCAACCAAGUGUUGACUUAAAACAGACAUUUCUGUGAACUUCAAACAAUAUGAAGGUUUUUACAGUUGAAUUCAUGCAACAUUUCAUAAUGCAAUAAAAUAUUCUAAUAUA
This is a messenger RNA of Anoplopoma fimbria (sablefish), 3679 nucleotides long. It is a transcript of the gene amotl2b, whose product is annotated as angiomotin like 2b. Lineage: Eukaryota; Metazoa; Chordata; Actinopteri; Perciformes; Anoplopomatidae. Gene Ontology annotation, cellular component: plasma membrane; cytoplasmic vesicle; bicellular tight junction. Gene Ontology annotation, biological process: regulation of cell migration; establishment of cell polarity involved in ameboidal cell migration; hippo signaling. Bases 278 to 2383 code for a protein of 701 amino acids. The transcript has 10 exons. The record is from RefSeq and is a predicted model, not a curated record.